AUGCUCUCUCUUCCCUUUAUCACCCCGCGCGACUCUCAUGAACUAUGGUUUGGCUCCCCCCAACCAUACCGCGCAUCAACCGAGACGGGCCUUGACAAUGCCACCAACCAUCCCGCCCGCCGCAACAAUGGCACAACCAGCAGUCAUCGCACAUUUAUGCCAUCCCGUUCACCGGGAAAUACACUCGCCGCGCUGGUCGCAGAGGAACGGUCCCUACGCGCCCGGAAACAGAACAUCGCGUCAUUUGGAUACUCGUGGAUCCGGCCAGCGGGAUGUGCGAAGACUAUGCUCGGCAUGAAGGAAGAGGAGGCGGAGCGUGAAGAGGCGCUGCAGGCGGCGGCGGCGGAGAUGGAUGCGGUUGAGGGGGAGGGCAUUAUUGACGAUGAUACGGGGAUGCAGAGGGCAGAUGGAGAGGAGGACGAAGGGAUGGAACGGGAUUUGGACGACGAUAUUCCCGAUGCGGAUGUGGACGCGGAGGGACUCAUCGAGGAAGGUGAGGAGGGGCUUGAGGAGGAGGAUAUCGGGGAUGAGGAGGGGUAUAUGGAGAGAGAUUUGGAUGAUGAUAUUCCUGAAGGGUUUCCUGAUGAUGACUACGAAGGUUCUGGGUUUUAUGAUGACGACGACGAGGAGAAUGAGGAUUUCGAUAAUCAGCCUGAUCUUGAUGCCGAGAUCCCUGUUGCGGAUGGUGACAUGAGUGAGGGAAUGACUCGCGACUUGGAUGAUGAUAUCCCUGAUGCGACAGAGGGCUCGGAGCAGGAGGGUGAAUGGCAGCACACGGACAGUGAGGAAGAUUUGAGUGAUGAAGAUGACGGCGAGUCCAGUAUCAUCCAGUCCCGGCUGGAGAAUUUCCGCACUAGCACACCAAACAGUCGUGGUGGCUUGCCUCCUCCGCCGUCAAUUCGUCGCCAGCCUGAGACUGAAGCUCAGCGCCGGUUUCUGCAGCGUUGGAGCGGUGGAGGUGAUGCCCUUGAUUCAAGCAGUAUGCUGUAUGACGAUGAGGAUAUGGGCGCCUCUAUUGCGAGCCAAAGCAGUCGACGCAGCGGGUUUGCGAGACGCUUCCCUAGACACAUUGGCCGUCCUAGGGAUAGCCUAGAAUAG
Molecule: messenger RNA, 1098 nt
Organism: Penicillium nucicola
Lineage: Eukaryota; Fungi; Ascomycota; Eurotiomycetes; Eurotiales; Aspergillaceae
Exons: 2
Coding region: 1-1098 (365 amino acids)
Biological process (GO): anaphase-promoting complex-dependent catabolic process
Cellular component (GO): anaphase-promoting complex
Source: RefSeq, a predicted model, not a curated record